Molecule: messenger RNA, 1871 nt
Organism: Nothobranchius furzeri (turquoise killifish)
Lineage: Eukaryota; Metazoa; Chordata; Actinopteri; Cyprinodontiformes; Nothobranchiidae
Gene: smyd1b
Product: SET and MYND domain containing 1b
Cellular component (GO): nucleus
Molecular function (GO): histone H3K4 methyltransferase activity; protein binding
Source: RefSeq, a predicted model, not a curated record
GCUUGAAAAUUAUUCUUCCAAGCAAGUUUCAUAGUUUUGUCCACAGACCUGUCAACUGGAGACGUCUCGUUUCACUGUGAUCUAAAAAAAAAACAAGUCUUCUCUAACCUGCCGCCUGGGCCUGGUGGUACAGGUCGAGUGGUGCUUGGCUAUUUUAGUACCUCGAGGGAGGAAUGCGACAGUUGCCGUUGAAGAAGCAGAUAAAACUGAUUCAUCUGAGCGACUCUUCAGACCACAUUUACUCCAGUAAAUUCUCAGGAAACGCUGCAGCAACGAUGGAGAGCGUGGCCAUAUUCGACUCGCCUGGGAAGGGAAGGGGUCUGAAGGCUACCAAGGAGUUUUGGGCAGGAGACGUUAUUUUCUCUGAAGCCAGCAUCGCAGCCGUUGUAUUUGACAGCCUCGCCGAGCGUAUUUGUCACAACUGUUUUCGCAGACAAGACAAGCUCCAGAGGUGUGGCCAAUGCAAAUUCGCCCACUACUGUGACCGUACCUGCCAACGCGCCGCCUGGCCCGAACACAAAGUCGAGUGCGGUGCAAUCAAAGCUUACGGAAAAGUCCCGAAUGAGAACAUCCGGCUUGUGGCCCGCAUCAUGUGGCGCCUUGACAAGGAGGGGAGCGUGGUUUCUGACAUGCAGCUGACCACGCUGGACGAGCUGGAGGACCACAUCAACGACAUGCAGGAAGAGGACAUGAAGGAGCUUAAAGUGGACGUCCACAACUUCCUGGACUACUGGCCUCGAACCAGCAAGCAGCACACAAUCGACUCCAUCUCACACAUAUUUGGAGUGAUCAACUGUAACGGCUUCUCUGUCAGCGACCAGAGAGGUCUGCAAGCUGUUGGAGUUGGUCUUUUUCCCAACCUGUGUUUGGUAAACCACGACUGCUGGCCAAACUGCACAGUGAUCCUCAACCACGGCAAUCAGUCGGCUGUGAAUACUGUGUUUCAUUCUCAACGGAGGAUUGAGCUGCGCGCUCUGGGUAAGAUCUCCGACGGGGAGGAGCUCACAGUCUCCUAUGUGGACUACUUGAAUUUAUCAGAGGAGAGGCAACGGCUCCUGAAAACACAAUACUUCUUUGACUGCACGUGUGACCACUGCAAGAACAAAACCCACGAUGAUGUGAAGAUGGGAGGAAAGGAAGAGGACGGAGCCAAGCCUUCAGAGGAACAAGUGAAAGAGGCAACAGAUUACUGCUUCCAGAUGAUGGAGAAGAUGGAUAAAGCUCGGCUGGACGGUGACUACCACGAGGUGGUAAAAAUCUGCAGACAGUGCAUCGAGAAGACCGAGCCGAUUCUGGCCGACACUCACAUCUACCUGCUGAGGAUGUGGAGCACGAUGAGCGAGGUGCAGGCUUACCUGCAGAACUUUGAGGAAGCAGCAGAAUACGCCCGCAAAAUGGUGGAGGGAUACAUGAAAUUGUACAACCCGAACAACGCUGCUCUGGGGAUGGCCGCCAUGAGAGCAGGAGUGACGCACUGGCAGGCUGGGCUGAUAGAAGUUGCACACGGGAUGAUCUGCAAGGCUUACGCCAUCCUGAUGGUCACUCAUGGUCCGACACAUCCCAUCACCAAGGACCUCGAAGCGAUGCGAAUGCAGACAGAGAUGGAGCUCAGGAUGUUCAAGCAGAACGAGUACGUCUACCACAGCAUGAGAGAAGCAGCUCUGAAAAACAAGCCGAUGACCAUGAUGCACGAACCCAAAUCGGUCGAGGAAGGAAUCAAGAACCUGUUCCACCGGAGGAAGUAGUUCCGACUGGACUAGCAGAGAGCAAUUUUGCAUGUUUAUAUAAGAAUCUAUUCUCCAACAAGUUUCAUGACCAAUUUCUGUAUUGCUCACAUUUUGUAGCUUCAUUAAAACUUUGUUUCAAGUUGA